Molecule: messenger RNA, 970 nt
Organism: Aspergillus eucalypticola CBS 122712
Lineage: Eukaryota; Fungi; Ascomycota; Eurotiomycetes; Eurotiales; Aspergillaceae
Gene: pre6
Product: proteasome core particle subunit alpha 4
Exons: 3
Coding region: 39-773 (244 amino acids)
Cellular component (GO): nucleus; proteasome core complex; proteasome core complex, alpha-subunit complex
Source: RefSeq, a predicted model, not a curated record
CCAGCCCCGACGGGCACGUCUUCCAGGUGGAAUACGCCAUGGAAGCCGUCAAGCGAGGAACCUGCGCCGUCGGAGUAAAAGGCAAGGACGUGGUCGUUCUCGGCUGCGAGAAGCGCUCCGCACUGAAGCUCCAAGAUACCCGCAUCACACCGUCCAAGAUCGCCAUGGUGGAUAACCACGCCGUCCUGGCUUUCGCUGGUCUGAACGCCGACGCCCGCAUUCUUAUCGACAAAGCCCGUCUAGAAGCUCAGUCCCACCGUCUGACCGUCGAAGACCCCGUCACUAUCGAAUACAUUACGAAGUACAUUGCUAGUGUGCAGCAGCGGUACACGCAGAGUGGUGGUGUUAGACCCUUCGGUAUCAGUACCCUGGUCGUCGGGUUCGACCCCAAUGAUAAGACGCCCCGGUUAUAUCAGACUGAGCCUUCGGGGAUUUAUUCCGCUUGGAAAGCAAAUGCUAUCGGACGCUCCAGCAAGACUGUGCGCGAGUUCCUCGAACGCAACCACCAGGAUGAGAUGGAUCGGGAACAGACUAUCCAGCUCACCAUCAAGUCGCUGUUGGAGGUUGUGCAGACCGGUGCGAAGAACAUCGAGGUGGCUAUCAUGUCGCCUGGGCAGUCGAUUGAGAUGCUCCCGGAUGACCAGAUCGAGGCGUACGUUAAGAGCAUAGAGACGGAGAAGCAGGAGGAGGCGGCUAAGAAGAAGACGGGUCGCGGUGGCACCACGACGGCUGCUAUCCUAACACGGCCUGGUGGCGGCGAGGGCAGUGAGUGAGAGCCGGGAGUAAGGUGGAUGCCAUGCCGUCCAAGUAGAGGCUACGUCGAACAAGCAACUAUGAGACUCUCGUUGCGGAGGUGUGCUUUCUAUCCGGUUAAAUGUCUAGGGAUCUUGCAAGAAGCGUUACGUCCUUUUUUCACGAAAAUAAACUCCGUUAUACUGUAAUGCAGAUGUGCUCCGGAUAUAUAUAUGAA